Messenger RNA from Oppiella nova, 651 nucleotides. The record is from the annotation of a GenBank genome assembly. Lineage: Eukaryota; Metazoa; Arthropoda; Arachnida; Sarcoptiformes; Oppiidae.
AUGCAUCCGUUCAACGGGUCAGACCAGUCGUACUACCCGUACGGCUACUCGGCCGCCACGGCCAACGUCUCGCACCACUUGUCCAGCAACAACCUCUACACCUCAUCGCCCGGCGCCGGCUCUACACCGCCCGUACCCGGCGGUCACUCGCCGGGCAUAUCGCGCUAUACUAUGCUGAAGGGUAUCGGGUACUCACCCUACGGCCCACCCGUGCAGUACCAGAGCGGGCUGACCGGUGGAGUGCCGGGCAGUUCGCUGCUGUCAGCCGGUAAAGAGAUGGUCAAACCUCCCUACUCUUACAUAGCGUUGAUUACGAUGGCCAUCAACGGGUCGCCCGACAAGAAGGUGACCCUCAAUGGUAUCUAUCAGUUCAUAAUGGAUAAGUUCCCGUUUUAUCGCGAGAAUAAGCAAGGUUGGCAGAAUAGUAUCAGGCACAACUUGUCGCUGAACGAGUGCUUCAUCAAAGUGGCCCGGGAUGAUAAGAAACCGGGUAAGGGUAGCUACUGGACACUGGAUCCCGACUCGGUCAACAUGUUCGACAACGGGAGUUACCUGAGGCGGCGCCGGCGGUUCAAGAAAAAGGAUGCCAUUAAGGAUAAGGACGUCACCGAUCCCUGUGCUCAGUCGGUAGGCGCCGCGAAGGACAGGCGC